AUACUAAUAUUAAUUCAUUAAUUACUUCCAUUCUGGAUACAGGUGGUUGUGCUUUUCGGCACUGUAUUUCCUUUUUCUCUGUUCCUUCUUGGCAAAGCCAACAGCCGCCAUUAUUGUUCGAGUUUCGACUUGCCACCGCACCAUUCACCUUCUUCUCCUCUCUGCAAUUCUUCCCUCUUCCUCUCAGAUCUGCUCCCUUUUCUCCCCUUUCCCUUACACACUAGGGUUUUAGAGUUAAACUUCCAUCCCCAAUUCUUCCUCAAUGGGGGUGCUGGUUCCUGCUUUCCUCUACAUCACCGCUUUUAUAUGCACCCUUGGAGCUAUCGCUUUGGCUAUUAUUCAUAUCUACAGGCAUCUCCUAAAUUACACUGAGCCUACCUACCAGCGAUUCAUCGUACGCAUCGUCUUCAUGGUCCCUGUUUAUGCGCUGAUGUCAUUCUUGUCCCUUGUUCUACCUGACAGUUCGAUCUAUUUUAAUUCCAUACGGGAAGUUUACGAGGCAUGGGUCAUUUAUAAUUUCCUAUCACUAUGUCUGGCUUGGGUUGGUGGUCCUGGAGCAGUUGUAAUAAGUUUGAGUGGCCGAGUUCUGAAGCCGUCAGUGUGUCUGAUGACUUGCUGCUUUCCUCCUAUACCGUUGGAUGGGCGUUUCAUACGUAAGUGCAAGCAAGGGUGUUUGCAGUUUGUGAUUUUGAAGCCCAUUUUAGUGGUAGUUACUCUCAUACUUUAUGCGAAGGGGAAAUAUAAGGAUGGAAAUUUCAAUCCAAAGCAGUCAUACUUGUACCUGACUAUUAUAUAUACACUCUCGUAUACGAUGGCUUUGUAUGCUCUUGCCUUAUUUUAUAUGGCCUGUAAGGAUCUGCUCCAGCCAUUCAAUCCAGUUCCAAAGUUCAUCAUAAUAAAAUCUGUUGUAUUCUUGACUUAUUGGCAGGGUGUCUUAUUCUUCCUUGCUGCCAAGUCGGGAAUCAUCAAGAAUGCAGAUGAAGCUGCUCUACUUCAAAAUUUUAUCAUUUGUGUUGAGAUGCUUGUUGCUGCUGUGGGCCACUUUUAUGCAUUUCCAUACAAAGAAUAUGCUGGUGCUAACAUCGGUGGAUCCCGUGGUUUCACAGCUAGUCUUGGGCAUGCCGUGAAGUUGAAUGACUUUUACCAUGAUACUGUCCACCAGUUUGCACCAACGUAUCAUGAUUAUGUGCUGUAUAACCACAGUGAAGGUGAAGAGGGAGCACGGAAGUACAGAUCACGAACUUUUGUUCCAAUGGGCCCAGAAAUGGAUUCUGUGAGAAAAAAUAAGCAUAUUUACGAAAACAAGUUAGAUGACAUACAGCUAUCGAGUUUUUCUUCUUCUACCAGUAGCACUCCCUCGAAUUCUGGUCCCGUUUCUGAUGCUCGUAGUUCUGAGGCAACAAAUUCUUCCUUGCUUGUGGAUAUAUCCAGUUCUGCAUCUGUACCGUAUGAUUUGACGGUUAUUGACUUGGAUGUAUCCACUUUCCCUGAAAAUGUACCUGCUGCUGAUAAAGUUGGUACUCAGGAAAAAUGAGGAACAUUAGAAUCUAGGUUGGUGGGAAAAACAUUUUGCUAGAGAGAUGAAACUGGGAGGGGCAUCUAACGUUCUUUCUGUUCUUGAGAGAACUAUGAUUCAAGUAUGGUUGCUUAAAUUCCGGGGAGGGAUUUAAGCAGAUCCUGUGCGAGCAAUUGUGUCUAUAUACCUUAUAAGUCCUUAAUCAGCCCCACUUCCAAACCCAAGAAAAUUGUCCUUGGUGAUGAACCUUGGUCUUACUGUAAUUGUAUUUAAUGGUUGUGUGCCGUGUCUUGGUGCACAUUGUAGAUACAGAAGAGAGCUUAUUGACAUACAUCAAACAUGAUACACAUUCAAUUUGAAUUAGAAUUGAUUGAUUCUUUUCUCA
Messenger RNA from Arachis stenosperma, 1901 nucleotides. RefSeq lists its product as uncharacterized. Gene Ontology annotation, biological process: transport. The transcript has 6 exons. Bases 263 to 1534 code for a protein of 423 amino acids. Gene Ontology annotation, molecular function: transporter activity. Lineage: Eukaryota; Viridiplantae; Streptophyta; Magnoliopsida; Fabales; Fabaceae. The record is from RefSeq and is a predicted model, not a curated record.